Striga asiatica is the source of this 806-nucleotide messenger RNA. Lineage: Eukaryota; Viridiplantae; Streptophyta; Magnoliopsida; Lamiales; Orobanchaceae. The record is from the annotation of a GenBank genome assembly.
AUGGCGGACGCCCUGUACAACACCCACGUCAAGCUCCUGGCCUCCGAUUUCCUCGCGCUCACCCCAAAACCCACAGACCCAUCGCCUUCCUUCUCCAUCAACGGCAAAACCCUCUCGCGGGCAGAAACAGUCGGGUACGUCGUGACCCGCGAGCUCAAACCUGACAAAUUCCUCCGGUUCGCUGUGGACGACGGCACCGGCUGCAUCCCCUGCGUCCUCUGGCUCAACCAGCUCACGUCCUCUUACUUCUCCAGGCGCAGCCCGGCAGGUGUUCGAUCUAUUGCCCGAAUGGCCUCGAAAUUCGCCGCCCAAGUUCAGGUGGGUGCUGUGGCCAGGGUACGGGGUAGAAUCACCGGAUUCAAGGGUUUUGUUCAGAUCACUGUUUCAGAUGUGGUCGUCGAGGUAGACCCCAAUGCCCAGGUUCUGCACUGGCUUGACUGUGUUAGGCUCGCCCGAAAAUGUUACGGUAAGGGUUGUGUUAAAGAGGUAUCUGGAAUUAAACUUAUGAAGUUCCUAGGUGAAAGGUUUCAUAAUGCUGGUGUUGUUGAUUUAGUAUUGUUCUAUUUCACUUCAAGUGGCUUGAAUGAGUUCAAGCUUUCUGGGUUUAUCUAAAAUGUGUAAGAAAAAAACAUGCAACUAAUUGUAUUUGAACUUUUUGUUUUUUCUUUAGAAGUGGUGCUAUUAUUAUUAUUAUUAUUAUUUUAUUUUUUUUAUGGUCCCUCAACAAAGAGAUCUAUCAUUAUCAUUACUAACUUCUGAAUGUCUUGAAUAACAGAAUAGAGUUGCUCUAGAAUUCCUUUUUGGUU